CAGCCUUCCCUUUAAAUAACCUUCCGACAAUAACUCUCCUCAACCACCAAUCUCUCCUCCUCCUCUUGCCACUUCUAGGAGGCAACAAAAAAUGGAAGAAGAAAGAUGGGAAGGCUACAUGGAUUGGAGAGGGAGGCCUGCCUUGAGAGGCAAACACGGAGGGAUGCUCGCUGCUUCCUUCGUGCUAAUUGUGGAGGUUAUGGAGAAUAUGGCAUUUCUGGCCAGCGCCAGCAACUUGGUGACCUACUUGUCAGGGUUCAUGCACUUCUCGCCCUCUCGCGCCGCCACCACUGUCACCGACUUUAUGGGCUCAGCCUUCCUCCUGGCCCUACUUGGUGGAUUCUUAGCCGACGCCUUCUUCACGACCUAUCGUAUCUACGUGAUAAGUGCUCUCCUCGAGUUCCUGGGGUUGGUCGUCCUCGCGGUGCAAGCCACGUUUCCCUCGCUCAAGCCGCCGCCCUGCGGAGCCGGGUCUCCCUGCAAACAAGCCGACGGCGGGAAGGCCGCCGCGCUCUUCGCCGGGCUCUACCUCACUGCGCUCGGCGUCGGCGGUAUCAAGGGCUCCCUUGCGGCCCACGGCGCGGAGCAGUUCGACGAGAACAGCUCCCGCGGCCGCAAGGCACGGUCCACCUUCUUCAACUACUUCGUGUUCAGCCUCUCCGGCGGCUGCCUCCUCGCCGUCACCAUCGUCGUGUGGGUGGAGGACAACAAAGGAUGGCAAUGGGGCUUCGGCAUCUCUACCAUCGCGAUACUACUCUCUCUUCCAGUCUUCCUAGCCGGCUCUGCGCUUUAUAGAAACAAGAUUCCCGCCGGAAGUCCCCUCACGACCAUCGCCAAGGUUUUCGCCGCGGCAAUAUCGAACAGAAAGAGUAGUCAGAUAGCGAGAAACGCCGUGGUCGAUUUGAAACAGAGUCCCGUGAAGGCGGUCGUCGAGGGUAAAAACCAACAACAGCAGCAAGAAGAAGAAGCAGUAGAAGAAGAAGAAGAAGAAAGUCGGAGCGAGGAGCUCAAGUGGCUGGACCGGGCGGUAGAAGGGCGGCCGCUCCACCGCUCGCUCUCCUGCUCCUGGCAGGAAGUGGAGGACGUCAAGGUGGUGAUGAAGCUUCUUCCUAUCUUCACAUCGACCAUCAUGCUCAGCUGCUGCCUCGCGCAGCUCUCGACCUUCUCGGUGCAGCAGGCAGAGACGAUGGACACGCGCGUAGGCAGGCUCACGGUCCCGCCGGCGUCGCUGCCGGUCUUCCCCGUCGUCUUCAUCAUGGCCAUCGCGCCGCUAUACGACCACGCGAUCGUGCCCCUCGCGCGCCGCGCGACGGGGAACGAGACAGGCAUCACGCACCUGCAGAGGAUCGGGUUCGGGCUGGUGCUCUCGGUAGUAGCGAUGGCGGUGGCGGCGGUGGUGGAGGCGAAGCGGAAGCGGGUGGCGAGGCAGGUGGGGGAGGGGUCUGAGGGCCCGCUGCCGAUCACAUUCUUCUGGGUGGCGUUCCAAUACCUGUUCCUCGGCUCGGCGGACUUGUUCACGCUGGCUGGGCAACUGGAGUUCUUCUUCAGCGAGGCGCCGGCGACGAUGCGGUCGCUGGCGACGUCACUGUCGUGGGCGUCGCUGGCGCUGGGAUACUACCUGAGCUCGGUGCUGGUGUCAGUGGUGAACCGGGCGACGCGCGGCGGAGGGCGCGGGGGGUGGCUGUCAGGGGACAGCCUCGACCAGUACCAUCUGGAGCGAUUCUACUGGAUGAUGUGCGCGCUCAGUGCUCUGAACUUUGUCAACUAUGUGUUCUGGGCAACAAGGUAUCGCUACAGAGCUUCACAUAAAGUAGAGCAGCAGCAGCAGUAACAGCAGUGUGUAUAAACUGCAUUAAUCGUGGAUCAUGAUGCAGAUCUCUCUUGUGAAAGGACAUUUAAGUGCGUGCAUCAUUUCUAAUCCAUUUUCAUGAUGUAGCAGCUAAAAUAGCUACAUCAAUCAUAUUAUUAAUCA
Messenger RNA from Zingiber officinale, 1972 nucleotides. Its product is annotated as protein NRT1/ PTR FAMILY 4.6-like. The coding region runs from base 92 to 1831 and encodes 579 amino acids. Gene Ontology annotation, biological process: transmembrane transport. Gene Ontology annotation, cellular component: membrane. Gene Ontology annotation, molecular function: transmembrane transporter activity. The transcript is spliced from 4 exons. The record is from RefSeq and is a predicted model, not a curated record. Lineage: Eukaryota; Viridiplantae; Streptophyta; Magnoliopsida; Zingiberales; Zingiberaceae.